Arabidopsis arenosa is the source of this 1013-nucleotide messenger RNA. NCBI's taxonomy places the organism in Eukaryota, Viridiplantae, Streptophyta, Magnoliopsida, Brassicales, Brassicaceae. The record is from the annotation of a GenBank genome assembly.
UUUAACCUAAAAGUUCGUCGCUUUUUCUUGCAAGAGCUCUUUUGAGGUGGAUCUGGAUUCUGGGAACUUGAUCAAAAGUUCUCGUCUUUUAUGGUAUAUAUGAAUUAAAAUGGACCCGAAAAGUUGUUCGAAUUCAAGUGAGGCUGUGAUUGUGGCUCAUGUCAAGGGUCAGACCAGUGACUCUGUUUCAAAAAAGGUGUUGAUUGAAGAAGAGGAAGAUGUGAAGAAACCGCUACAAGAAAAUGAUUCAAGAAUGGACAAAGAUGGUGUUAGCUGCAGUAGUAACAUUUCAGCUCAUGCUGUUCAUGAGGAAGUUGUGGAUAAUGUUAGUGCGGUAAGCUGCAACGAGGCAGAGAGUGAUACUUUGAAAGCAAAGGCGAAGGAGUUCCACACUAUUGAUUUGAGUGGUGAAGGAGAAAGAAUCUGCAGGAUUUGUCAUUUUGGUUCUGAUCAAUCACCUGAGGCUUCUGGUGAUGAUAAGUCAGUAAGUCCGGAGUUGAUUGAGAUUGGUUGCAAAUGCAAAAACGAGCUUGGCCUUGCACAUUUCCAUUGCGCGGAAGCUUGGUUCAAGUUAAGAGGGAACAGUGUGUGUGAAAUCUGCGGUUGCACAGCGAAGAAUGUUACAGUAAGGUUGAUGGAGGAUUGGAGCGGCGAAAGGGACAAUACAUUGGAAGAGAGAAGAAGACGAGGAAGAGGACAAUCUUGCUGCAUCUUCAUGGUUUUUCUGCUCACUAUCCUUUUGCUUCAUUGGUUUUUCAAAAAGAUUAGCGGUUACUACCAAAACACUUGAAUAAAGUAUAUCUGUUGGUCAUUUUAUCAUUUGAUUCUGACUCUAGACUAUAUGGAAAAGAGAUGAUAGAAUCCAAGUUCUUAGAUCAAACUCUGAUUCAUAAUCUAACAGAUGGACAAUUUAGAGUUGUGACUGUAGAUUUUGACUCUUAACUAUUAGAACAAAACCAUUUUGUGAGACUUGUUUUGUAUUUCUCUAUCUUAAAGAAAGGGCAAUUUCGUCC